GGAGCCGGGAGCCGCCGGCGUCCUCAGCCGGGCUCGGGCUCUGCUCCCUCCCCUGGCUGCUGCCGGCCCAGCGUGCCACUCAAGCGGCCUGGCACGUCCCCUUGCCCGGGGAGGAGCGCUCCACCCAUCUCCGCUCCGGCUUCUGCAGGGCGAAGAGGGGGCGGGCCGUGCAGCCGGUGACUUCAUGGGGAGGAGGCGGCAGCGGCAGGAGGAAUUCCUGGGGACCCAGCUGAAUUGAUGGAGGAAUGAUGAGCUGAUGCCUAUUUUCUGAGAUGAUGAUAUAGCUUUUUACAUGCUUCUUCUUUUCAUCAGCACAUCUUGAAGCACUUUACCAAGAAGUUUACAGGGUAGACAGGACUGGAACUAUUUCUGCAGCUUCUGGGAGCCUGCUGCUAAGCAAUGUGACAACAUAAAUCUGAAAACAGUAUUGCUGUUGGAAACAACCGGAAAAAUUUCUCAGGGGACAUAUUUUCACUUAUUCACACCUUCUACUGUGGCAAAAAUGGACUAUUUUCCUCACCGAAAACCAGCAGUAUAAUGCCCAUCUGAUAUAUGCCUCAAGGAACUCUUAUUUAAAAUCCGUUGAAAGGUUUGAGUACAAUUUCCUCUAAUGCCAGUCAGGUCCUUUACCAAAGUCUACUGAAACCAGUUGAAAGACUCUUGUUGACUUUGCUUUGGAUCAGGCCCUUAAUGUGCUGUCUUUUCUCACAAGCAGGAUGGAUGUCUUGUAGCCUAUCAACAAAUCCUGCUACUGCUGCAUGUGUGGCAGCACUUCUACAUGAUCACAUGACUCUUGAUAUGGACGCGGUCCUGUCAGACUUUGUUCGGUCCACAGGGGCAGAACCAGGUCUGGCAAGAGACCUGCUGGAAGGCAAAAACUGGGAUUUGACCGCUGCUCUGAGUGACUAUGAGCAGCUCCGACAGGUACACACAGCUAACCUGCCACAGGUGUUUAAUGAAGGGAAGUACUACAAGCAUCAGGAAAGAGAGCCACCCCAACAGGUGAACAAGUCUGAACGACCAAGUCUGCAGAGACAGGAUGACAUUGCUCAAGAAAAACGACUCUCCAGAGGUAUUUCUCAUGCCAGCUCAGCCAUAGUCUCCCUUGCUCGAUCACAUGUAGCAAAUGAAUGCAGCAAUGAACAGUUUCCUUUGGAGAUGCCUAUAUACACAUUCCAGCUACCAGAUCUUAGCGUGUACAGUGAAGAUUUCAGAAGCUUCAUUGAACGUGACUUAAUCGAACAGGCAACAAUGGUUGCUUUGGAACAAGCAGGUCGACUGAACUGGUGGUCCACAGUGUGUACAAGUUGCAAACGUCUUCUUCCAUUGGCUACAACAGGUGAUGGAAACUGCCUUUUACAUGCUGCCUCAUUAGGGAUGUGGGGAUUUCAUGACAGGGACCUUGUGUUACGUAAAGCACUCUACACCAUGAUGAGAAGUGGAGCUGAAAGGGAAGCAUUGAAGAGAAGAUGGAGAUGGCAACAGACACAACAGAAUAAAGAGUCGGGUUUAGUUUAUACAGAAGAAGAGUGGGAACGGGAAUGGAAUGAACUGCUUAAACUGGCUUCAAGUGAACCUCGCACUCAUUUUGGCAAAAAUGGAGGCAUGGGUGGUGGAGUUGAUAAUUCAGAAGAUCCAGUGUAUGAGAGUUUAGAAGAGUUCCACGUUUUUGUCUUAGCACAUAUAUUGAGAAGACCAAUUGUUGUUGUAGCAGACACAAUGUUAAGAGACUCAGGGGGAGAAGCAUUUGCACCUAUCCCAUUUGGAGGAAUUUACUUGCCACUGGAAGUUCCACCUAACCGAUGUCACUGCUCACCUCUUGUCCUGGCUUACGAUCAAGCGCAUUUCUCUGCUCUUGUAUCCAUGGAACAAAAAGAUCAACAGAGAGAACAAGCGGUGAUCCCUCUGACUGAUUCUGAACACAAGUUACUGCCUUUGCACUUUGCGGUUGAUCCUGGGAAAGGCUGGGAGUGGGGGAAAGAUGACAAUGAUAAUACCAGACUGGCCAGCUUGAUUCUGUCUCUGGAGGCAAAGCUUAAUCUCCUGCACAGCUACAUGAAUGUAACCUGGAUACGCAUACCAUCUGAAACACGGGCUCCUUUGGCCCAGCCAGAAUCGCCCACCGCUUCAGCAGGGGAGGACGUUCAGUCUCUGGCCGACUCAAUGGACUCAGACCGAGAUUCCAUCUGUAGUAAUUCGAAUGGCAGCAAUGGCAAAAAUGGUAAAGAAAAGGAAAAAGACAAACAGAGGAAAGAUAAAGACAAAAACAGGACGGAUUCAGUUGCCAAUAAACUCGGAAGCCUCAGUAAAACUCUAGGAAUUAAACUGAAAAAGAAUAUGGGUGGGCUGGGAGGGCUAGUGCAUGGCAAGAUGAGCAGAACAAAUUCAGGGAAUGGGAAAAAUGGCGACAUCACAGAAAAAGUCAAAGAGAAGAAGUCAAAGUCUCGCAAAGGGAGCAAAGAGGAAUCUGGACAGUCUGCGAGCACGUCUCCGUCUGAAAAGACAACUCCCUCUCCUACUGACAAGGCAAGCAUCUCACCUGCCGAAAAGAUAAACACGAAAUCCCUCUCUGACAAACAGUCUGACCCGUGGAAAUACAGCACCGAUGUAAAGCUCAGCCUCAACAUUUUGAGAGCUGCCAUGCAAGGAGAACGCAAGUUUAUUUUUGCUGGCCUUCUUCUGACUAGCCAUAGGCAUCAGUUCCAUGAGGAGAUGAUCGGCUAUUACCUGACCAGUGCCCAAGAGCGCUUCAAUGCUGAGCAGGAACAGAAGCGAAAGGAGGCUGAGAAAAAAGCUGUUCUCAGUGGGUCAUCUUGCAGGAAACUGGAGCAAGAAGCAUAUUCAAAAGAAAAGUUAGAAUCAUCUCCUCAGGACAGGGCAUCACCAGUCUUGCCUCAAAGCCAUACAACUCAACUGGUUUUAAAGUUUAAAGAUCGCACUAGUCCCACUCCAGGGUCAUUUUCUUCACCAAGUAAUGGUGCUAAGAAAAGCGGACCCGUUCCGGUAUCUGCCCACUAUAGCCAUACUCCACCUGUUCAAAGGCAAAGCGUUAUUCAUUUGCAUGAUGUCAACUCCAAGCCAUCUAGCUUCCAAGAUGAUAGCUAUAAGCCAGUGGUUGGCACCUUAAAAACAUGUGCCACUUAUCCCCAACAGAAUCGAUCGCUGUCUUCACAGAGUUAUAGCCCAGCCCGGAUAUCAGGUAUCCGUACAGUGAACACAGUGGAAUCACUGACCUACGCCAUGCCUACCGACCACAAGUCACAGACAUUUACAAAUGGGUUUAAUACCGGUGAUAUUAGAGACUGCUUAGAAUAUGCUGAUGAGGAGGCUCCUCAGACCUGGUUGAACAAUGAUAAAAACCGAGGCAGAAGCACAGUUUGCCCAAUAUAUUCCAUCCAGCAGAACCGUUGCAAGAAAGAGAACUGUUCCUUUUAUGGUCGUCCUGAGACUGAAAAUUACUGCUCAUAUUGCUACAAAGAGGAGUUAAAGCGUAGGGAGAAAGAAAGUAAGGGACACCGGCAUUGAGGAUUGUGAGGAUCCUUCCCUGUCUGCUUAGUUUAACCAGUUUCUUACUUGCAAAGUAAAUAGCAAUGGAUUGUGGGAAAAGGAAUCCUAAAAAGGGAAUGAUGGGUAAAUAAUGUCUAGCUUGUCACUUUUCUGGGGCAGUGCAGAAAUAAGAGGAUUAAUUUAUCAUAAAGAAUUUAUUAUUUUCCAUUUUGUCAGUGUCUUUUUUACAUACACUGGUAAGCUGAAAGGUUGUUUACUCCUUUGUUAGUGCUGUGUAUAUGUUUGGUCAAAAAUGUACUAAUGGUGCCUGAAUUUACACUGACAUCACUCAGGUAGUAGAAUGACAGGGAAAAAGUCAUAAUACUGGAGAUGUGGUAUUGUAAUAGGAUCGUAUCUGCCUCAUAUACAUUUGAAAUUCUAUAGCCAUCAUGGGGUGAUUUUUUUCUCAAUAGAAAGUAAAUUUGUCAUAGCCCCUUUUUUAGAAUGGUAGUCAUUUUGCAUACUGCAAAUUUUUAACAUAGUGACAUAGUACAUCACUGUAAACAUUUGUAUUCAUUUUAGUGUGAAACGCAGUGUCUCCAGAAAUAUGUGAAUGAAGGUCUGCAUCUCAUGAGGACUGUAUCUCCUCAUAAGCAUAGGUGCUUGCGGAUUUUUUCCUCCCAGUUCAGUAAAAAUCUGAACUAGUCAAUCCAUUUGUUAAUUUGUUGUGAAUUGCAAGACAGUUAUUGGACAUUGUUAGAAAUAUACUGUGGCCCUAUUACAUGCAAGAUUUUGCAUGACACACAAAUCCCAGCAAAUAAUCUGUCACAUGAAUUUCAGCAGCAUUUUUAUGGCUGUGAAGGUGGGGAGAAAUCUAUAAAAACUACCCUAAAGGACUUCCAGAACUUGCUCACCAGCCAGAAUUUUUUGCCAUAGUCUAGGGCUGGAUGAAUUGUUCAGCACAAAUAAUAUGUUGCACAAAUUUAAUUCCCCUAUCUACAAUCUGACUUCUUUCUUUUAUUAAUUUGUUCAUUCUCCAAAAUACUUGGAUGAAUGGUUAUUGUGAAAAUACUUCCAUCUAAGCACUACUUGCAAUCUAUUUGUUGCAACUGUUGUUUGAGUCUUUUGGACUGAAUAACACCCCACACACACACACACACACACACACACACACACACACACACACACAAAAGAGCGUUCAAGAUAUCUGUGCAAACGCUUCCAGCAUGAAUACUCAUGCAAAUACAGAUUUGUGCAAGUCUUCAUAUCCAAAUAUUGGCAUAGGUAUUUGUGAUAGUUCCUUUCCCCUUUGGGGUAAAGUGUUGUUCUCAUGGAUGUUUGUGAAAAGCAGAUAGAAGGGGUAACAAAUACCAUCAAAGUAUAUUUGUGGUUCUUCUUUCAACAAGUUUUUCUGAAUGUUAUUGCAGUUUUCAUGCCACCAACCAAUGUAAGUAUGGCAAUAAAACAAACUCAGAUUUUUAAUAUUUAUACACUUGUAAACAAUAGCUGAUUUUUCUGUCUGUCUACAUUUAUGAACAAUAGCUCAUUUCCUGCAGGUAGACAGAAAAGCACUUGCCUUCAGGACUCUCUUUGCUAACUGGUAAUUCUCUGCCAUUCUCAGGAUCAUGAGUCCAGUUUUAUUCAAGUAUUGAACAGCAUUUUUCUGGGCCACAAGUGGCUCAGGGCCUAUUCUCACCGUACAUACUCAGAUCUUACACGUGUGUAACUGUUAAUUUGAGUACAGUUGCUCCUACUUAGCAUUGGUGUGAGCUCAGUCAAUCCCUUUGGCCCUGAUUCAGCAAAGCACUUAAGCACAUACUUAAGUCCAUUCAUUUUCAGGAAAGCAUUUAAACAUGAGCCAAAGCCCCCUUGAAAUUAGUGGGACUUUGGCACAUUCUUAGCGUUAAACACAUAUUUAAUUUUUUUGCUGAAUCAAACCUUUUAUAGGCAUUUUUAUUAAUGAAUCACCCUCACACACACACAUAAAGAUGAAUUUGUGAAAAAUUGAUGGGCAAUACCUCGCUAGCUUUUUCAUGAAUUCAGACCUGUAUUGAACUUGUAUCCAUUUUUCAUGAAAGGAAUAUGUUAUCAAGCUGAAUGAGUUAUUUAAGCUCCCUUUAUUGUGUGACUCCCACUUGUGAAGCCCAGAAUUCAAAAUCAUGUUCUAGGUUUUGUAUGCUGGUACACAGAGUCUUCUUUGGUUAGCUGUGGUGAUAAAGUAUAUGUUCUAAUUGCCAAAGAAAUCUGUGAUUUCAGAUCGUCGUACAACAAAUCAAACAUAUUUGAUUGCAUUUGUUAUAGAGAGAGAGAGACAGAAAAACAGAAAGGACAAAAUUUCAUGAAGGAAACAAAUAUUAAAUAAUUAUUAGAGUAGCAGUAGCAUUUGAUAUUCCUAUAAAUGCUUUUGUAUUAAGUUAAACUAGAGAAAACUGCACUUAGCAUCCAGUUGCUCCUGUCCAUUUAUUUGAUUCAGCUGCAUCAUCUUUGAAUAAGAAGAAAUGUGGUCACAGCACAUACUUAAAAAAUACAUAAUUUACUUGUUUUAAGUUUUUAAAAAAUAAUUAAUUUAGUAAGGUUUUAGAUGCAGUACUCCUCAAAAUAAGAGGUUUACAAAGUCAAUAUUUAUUUAAUUACUAUAGUCCAAAUUACUUACUAGAUUGACUCUUACCUAUAAUAUUUUUCAAAGUGUAAUUGAUCUGCUGAAUAGCACAAUUGUGUCAGCAUACCCAAUCUUCACAAUGCGCAAUGUCAUACUUAGUUUUCUGAUAAUUUUUCAUAAUUUAUUUCUUCAAUGAUUUAAAAUAAAUCUGUUGCGUGACAGUAGUGCUAUUACGCAGCCGCCCCUUUCCUCAGCUUCUUUAAUAACUUAUUGGGCCUCACUAAAUUAGCUCAGCACAGAGUUGCCCUCUUAUGAGAACUUUUUCCCAGCAUCCCCUUCUAGUACUGUCCCUUUAAAUUUGGCAGAGAUAAGCAGGUGCAGCCCUAAAGUGGCCAUUUUGCAACCGGCUGCUGCUAACUAAAUCUUCUUCCCCUGCUGGUGAGUCGUCUUUAUUCCUGUUAUGCACGCACCCAGCCUUCCCUAGCUGACUCCUGGGCAGAACUGACACUUUUAUUCCCAUUCGCUGCUCGUGUUUAUUUUGCACUAGCGUGGGUGCUUGGCACUCUGCAUGCCGAACACACAAAGACAGUGGCUGCUCUGAUAAACUUAUAGCAUAAGGAGUCAAGCUGACAAACUCUAUGGUGCACAUACCCUUUGAACUGAAUUUGCAGGGUCCAGCCCUAAAAGGGAGUUUCUUGUCUAUCUUUCUUCCGAGAUAACUAGAAAAUGCUCAUGGUUUGAGUUCACCAUCAGUAAAAGAAAAUCUUCAGUUGCUCCUCAUCCAUUACUUAGAGGCCAUAGGCCUGUCCCCAUUUUUGCCAUUAUAGUGAGUAAUAUAUUUGUAACUCCUAUAUUUUUGAUCUUAGAUCAAGUGUAACCCACUGGUCAGUGUGUUUAUAUGUACCCCUCUGUGCCUGACCAAGAGAGAAAGUAUGCCUCGUAACAGCUUUCAGUUAGAGAAGCUUGCUUUUUAGCUCACAUAGUAGUAGAGACUGUAGUAGAGACUCAUACUUUUAACUUUGGAGGUCUCCAGUUUGAUCCCUAGUGUUAGCCAAGUUGGUGGCCAAUUAUACAAAUACCAUCUUUUACUUUUUAAAACCUGUUUUUGUUUUGUUUUGGCACACUCUGAUCAUGGCACAGCAGGUGACUGGAUCAGCCCAUCAUUUCUCCUCCUCAUGCCACAGCUCUUGCUUUUAGAUGCAUGUUUGAGGAAAUUGUGCUGUAAAUGUAGAACACAAAACAGAGAGAGAAUAUCAUCACUCCUGCUCACUCUCCACUGGAAUCCCCAAUUUAAAAAAACGCUAAAUGCACACACAUGCAAAAUACAUUCAUAGUCACCAGAAGAAACGUAGGUAUUGUUUAAUUUUUUCUAAUGUCCAGUUACUUCUGCUUAUCAAAAAAAAAUUUUAAACCAAAAACCCUUAUGGAAAUAUUUUACCGUGCUCAUGAAAUUUGCUCAUAAUGGAGGAGGCAUAUAAUCCAUAAUAGACUUUUGGUCACACUUUACAUUGAUUCCAUUUAUAAAUGGUUUAUCGAAGGUUUAUAAAUGACUGCUAGAUAUUGUAAGUGUGUUACAAACAUGAGUUACACAUGUGGUAGUAAUAAGCCUAUCCAGUAGAAGGGUGGUGUAGAUGGUCAUAAGCAACUUAGGGUAUGUCUACACUGUGAUUAAAAAAGCCAUGCCACUGAGUCUCACAGCCUAGGUCAGCGGGCUCCGGCUGUGUGACUAAAAAUUGCAAUGUAGAUGUUCAGGCAGGGUCUCAGAGCCCGGGCUCUAGCCCGAACAGCUACACUGCAUUUUAUAGACCCAGGCCAGCAGUGGUGCAGGUCUUUGACUGUAUCCCUGUUGACAUGUUGGACAAUUGAUUAACCAUUUAUUAAAAAUCUAUUAAUUUAUUAAGCUUUAUAAAUUAUUUAUAAGUGCACUGCUUAUAUAAAGUGUGCCCAAGCUUUCUUUAGCAAUUUUCUCUUCUUAAAUUCAAAGGUAACGUACAAAAGGGUUCUGGGGGAGGAAAGAUGCUCCAUUUGGAAUUUUGUGUGUUGCUCAUUUAUUUAGAACUUUAAAUAGGCCCUCAGAUGAAGACUGGGAGUUCUCUUAAAUACAAAAAGUUCUAGGAUAUGAGCAGUAUUUCAUGAUGCAAGAAACGUCAAAGGAAUGACUAGCAUGGUGCGAUUCCAAUCACUUACUUAGGCAUGCUGAUUGCAGAUCAGUGCAAACUGUUGUAACAAUCAAAGCCUUUGUCCUUCUGUGAUCUGUGGGCACAUCCCGGUUUGUUUUAUUUUUAUUGUGGUGAAUGUGUUGAUAUCAAAUAAUGCACAACUGGCAGAAUAUUGCCCUUUAAGACCCCGAUCUUGGAAAUAGUUACACAUGUACUUCACUUUAUGCAUGUGAAUAAUCUCCCUCACCCCAAUGAGAUUGCUCAUGUGCAAGGAAACAUGUUAAUCAGUUUGCAGGAUCAGGCCUAACCUUUCAGCCAAAUUUGGUCCCUUUUAGGGCAAAAUGCUGCUCAUCUUCCUCAGAUAGAAUUUCCAAUGACAUCAAGGAGAAUUUUUCUGGAGGAGCAGCAGACAGGAAGGAAUUUGUCCCUUUCAGCCAGAUCCAAGGGCCAGCAAAAUUAAUGGAAAGAAUCCCACUACUUUCAGUGGGCUCUAGAUCAGGCCCUUUGUGCACAUAAAAUAAUAGAAACAAGCUGACUAAGGAAGUAAUGUGUUCGUAACCUUGGGAAUGUUUCGUGCAUCAUUAGAUAUCCAUAUUCAAAUGGAAAUGGCAGUAAUUUGAAAAAGACCAAGAUCCAGAGAAGCUAAAUAACUGAUCCUGACUGUAAGUGGCUUUUCAGCUUAAUCCAUUUUAACUCUUUCAAUGUACUGCAAGUAUAUUUGUUUGAAGCUAUGGCAACUUUCAUAGAAUAUUACCAAAUAGUUCUACAGCAUAGAAUUUCAGUUACUUUGGUAAUCUACACUACUUCAAAUUUAUUGGCGUAUUAAUUUCCUGUGUAUAUGAUUAAAAAAAGAAUAGUAUAUUGUUAACAAAAAAAGGUAUUUGUAAGUGUGUUCUGUUUGUAGAUUUAAGGCUGUAUUACGUUGGAAUUUUACAAGCCAAGUUUAAAUUGUAAUAUAGAUAUUAUUUUUAUAUUAUUUUCAAAAUAUGCUACAGAGCAAUAUUUUGCGCCUUUAUUAUAAACAGGGUUGUCAUUUUAGUAGGUUAACUUUGGAAAUAUUGGUAGAAAUUAACCAUGAAAAGAAAGCUUUGUAAACAUUCUUGUAAAUUCUGAAUGCUCUUUGUUGUGCACUCCAAUGUCUAUUGCAAGUUGGAAUAUAUGAAUGUUUUUUAUUGAAAAGCUUUACAUUUUUGUUUAUAUAUUUUGGUACAGUACUUCCCUCUCCCCACUCAAACCUCUCCGACGAACACCCUUUUUUAUGAGCAACUUCAGAGUCAUUAAUUCAUCCAGAAGGUUUUCUUACCUGAAUAAAAAAAGAAGUCCCUACACAGAAUGUGGUUGGGAUUCAUAAUAGUUUGAAUCCAUUUCAGUAGAUGUAUUUGUUUUUUUAAAUAGGUUUAUGGAAUUGUUAUUCUUACGAAAAUGGAGAGUGAGAAUGAGACGCUGGUGUCAUAAUUUAAUACCCGUAGAUUGUAAAUCACUCUAGAUUGUGGAAAUGUCAUCUAACUGGUAAAUGCAUUUUAUCCUAUUGUAUAUCUCUGCCCAGCAUGCCUAUGCGUACAUUCAUGUUUGCAUAUCCGUUUUGUGCAGAUUACAUUAUUCAGAUUUUGUUUCAUAGUACUUUGCACUGAACAUAUCAAUAUCUGAUGAACUGUGCAAACAAAACUGUUUUGUUUGCUACUAAUGCAUAUGUAAGUCACAAAUCAACAGGUACAAUUUUUCAGAUGCAGGAAGUGUUGGGUAUUUUUAAAAAAACAACUACUAAUGAUUGUAUUGCAGUCAAAAUUUUCAAAUUUGGGUGCCUGAAAUUAGGACCCUAAAUCUAUAUUUGGGCUAAUAAAUGAGAGGCCUGGUUUUAAGAGAUGCUGAACAUUGACUUGAUUGGGAAUUGCUGUUGAUUGAUGACUUCAGAAAAUCAAGCCAGUCGUUUAGGUGCCUCUGGUGAUCUUUUCUGCCUGUAUGUAUUCAGGGUGUUUUUUUUUUAAUUGCUUUCUCUUUUUUGACUCAAUGAAAACUAUAUGACCUUUAGUGAUUUUCAUUUUCUGUGUAGAUAACUAUGAUUAUUUAUAAAGUGAUCACUUGGGUAUGGAGAGCCCUGCCUUGGUGUACCAAAAUACAGUAUAAUUGUCCAUUUAAUAACAACCUACUUCUUAGCAAGGCUAGGAUCCCUCAGACGUUAGGGGAAGUGUAUCUUUAUUUAUUUUUCCUUGCAAAGCCUGACCACAAUAAUUUGCUUCUCUUAGGUGAACAUGCUGUUUUGACCCAUCUGUUCUAUCUUCCAUUACCUGAAUGCAUGUACUGUACCAAGGGAAUCUAAAUGGCUGAUGCACAUUUGCACUGUGGAACACACAAUGUGGGUAAAAGCCACCAUGUUCCAAACAGCCUUAAAGUUAUGACUCUCUGGGGACUGAGAGUCAUUUAACUGGAUGCAGCCUCUGUCCCCACCUCCUCAUUUACCCAUGACUGUAAAUUGCUCUAGUCUGCUGUAGCCUGCAUAAUUAUGUGGUGCUGUAAAACUGUCUGCUCUGUAUGUUCAUUUAAAUCAGAGGUAGGGUUUGUUUGGGUUUUUUGGGAAAAAAAUGGUCUUGAAAGUUACAAUUCUUUGAUAACUGCAAGUGUGCUGGAAAACCUCAAUGAAAAGGAGGGAAAAGAGAGAAAAAGUAAUUGGGCAGGUAAAUGGUGGGUAACAUAGUAACUAUGGCAACAAAAUAUUUAGUGGAGUACAGAGUUCUGGAUAUCAAAAAUCAUUGUCUGCCUAGGCUUGUGGAUCAUCCCACAUAAACUCAGAGAACAAAAGCAUGUUGCUUUGCCAUUUAUCUGUUUAAUUGUUCAGAUCCGUUCAUUGACAAGGCUCAUUCAUUGUUUUUCUCCCCUUGUGAAGAGGGCUUUAUUUGUAAAAUUGCCUGAAGUUACAAAGGCAUGAUAAAAUGUCAGAACAAAGUCCGUGCCUAAUAUUGUUCCAUUUAUUAAUUGUAAUUGGCUUUCCUUUGACUCUUUUACUGCUUUUUCAUUGGAGUGAAAUGCAGCUUGAAAACUGGUGACCCGAUUCUCCUCUUUCUUACGCAUCAGUUUUACAUCAGUACAACAGCGAAGUGAUGCCAGAUUUACAUAGGUGUAACUGAGGAGAAGGCUCUGCAUGGGCUGUCAUGUAGAGGUGUUACUGCUUUGUCACAGAAUCAAAUUAGAAUGUGGCAUGGGCCAAAUUUUGCCCAAGUGAAGUGGUAGUUUGCCAGGAGUCGGGGACCUAUGCCUAAUUUGCUCAAAAUAGAGCAGACUCAGCCAUUGUUGUCUUUUAAUAUGGGCACUGUCCACUGGGCUCUUCUGUCCCCGUGAACAGCAUCUUUGUAUCACAGACCAUAACAGUGGAAUGAAGCCUUGUAGAGCUCUAUUCGCUUGUACUUUGGCCACCUUGGCUUAUGUCAAUCAAAAUAGGCUUUUCCCCAUUUGUAUUAAAAUAUGCAGGAGAUCCAGUAGCAAAACAACAUCAGUCCCCCAUGGUCUGAGGUAGCAUCCUUAUGCCACCUUUCUUUUAACUACAUUAAAAUGUUGCUAUCUGAGAUGAACAGAAGAACAGCUAUGCAGGGGCAGUAAAGAAGCUGUUGACUCUCAGCAUUGCAAAUUGUACAUGUUUAUGCUCUAAUAUUAAGAGAAAUGUACAGAGGGUUUUUGACAGCCUCUUGGUCAAGAUGCUGCAUACUGUAAAUGCAGUAACUAUAUAAUGCAUAUUGUGUAGCUACAAUAGAUGGAAAGCCCUUUUCCCAUGGAGCUCCUCGGGGAGCUUUGCAUGCACAUAAUACAAAACUCUGUUCAUUCAGCAUAAGCCAAGGAGAACAAAUAGGAUUUAAGCCUAGAUUAAAUAAUAAAUGGAAUUAGCCACACAGACUUCAGUAGUCAGGGAAGUCCAAACUGUAGUAUUAUACCAUGUUAACUUUAAUAAUUUGAACAGGGCUUUGCCCCAAUUAACUAGAUUAGGUUCAUACACUUUCCUCAGGGGAAGAAUGAAUCUUUCCCUGUUGUUUCCCAACCCAUCACUUAUUCUUAUGGUAACCCUCCUGUUACAGUCACAGGGUGUUUGUCUUCCAUGAUUUAAGGAGAGACAUUUUGUUGUGAGCAGUACAUGGCUGUUGUGUUUUUAUUGUACUCUUCAGUUCAGUUUUCUGUUAGUAUUUUGGUGGCAAAAUACUGUUAUGAAUAUGUCAUACUGCCCUUCAGCUGAUGGUUGCAUAAUUGGAAGAAUUUCUUCUCUGCAAAAUUCCCGUUAGAGUCAGUAGGAGUUUUCCAAGAGUAAGUAGGAUUUGGUCCUCGCAUAGAGAAUGCCUUGGCUAAAUAUGAAAGUAUUGAAAUAGCCCAGGGUCCCACCCAUUUGAUUUAUUAAAGUCCAUUCAAAGGUCUUCAUGCAAUUUUAACCAAAGCUAGUACAAUAAAUUUUUUAAAAAAUCAGAAGAGGUGAUGCAACUCUUCCUAAUAACCUAACCAACUCAGAAUUGUAAGAAGUCUACAUAAAUGUAGAGUAAAUGUAUUUACAGAGGACUCUCAGCAAUGUUUAAGCAAAUGUUGAAACAGGAAAAAGCAAGCUUCACUCAUUUCUCUAGGGCAAGAAUUACAUUUUUUGGCAGUCAACCCGUUCUCAUUUUUUUGGAGCUUGAGCUUAGUUUAUUUACUGUAAGAGCACAGUCUUCUGUACAUUUCUCAAGAGUUUUAGCAGAGGAUUGUUUUAGGAUUUUAAAAAGUAAUAUGGAUAUAAUAAGCAUAUUAAGGCUUUAUUUAAAGUUGAGGUGACUUUCCAGGUUUACUCAAUUUGACCAUUUUCAUUUAAACGUUCAUCCCAUGUGAAACAAGAUGAUUUAUCUUAAGCUUGACCCGUUAGUAAUUGAAUGAUGUGAUUGCUUUCCAUCACUUUGGUCCAAAGAGAAAACAUUUGGUCAUUUUGAACCUGCCCUUUUUUAAAUUGUUUAAAUUGAUUGUUCCAAAGAAAUGAAAGCAUUAAAUAAUCUUAAAAGGAAAUGAAUAUUUUUUUUGGUGGAAAGUGCGAGUUCUUGAGAACCUUUUUUACGUGCAAUGUUCAUUCUCAUUCAAUUUCAAUGUUAUUUUUAAUCUGAUCCAUUCUUUGACAAAGAUGAUGUAAGAACUGUUUUUAGCAGUUGGAUUGUUACUUUGUAAAGUAUUAAAGCACUAAACCAAUUUUUGCAAUAGAUAGUAAAUCUUGCUUUCGUUUCGGAAAACUUCCAGUUAUAACUGUCGCACUUUUUAUAGCAGAACUGUAUUUAAUUUCUUUCUUUUAUGAAAGAUUACUAUAAGUAACUAAUAGCUCUGUAAUCUGUGUGAAUUGGCUUCUCCAUUAUUUGAAACAGAGAGAAGCUAUAAUGCCUAUUCAAUAAAAUUAACUUAUUUGUAAAGUA
Molecule: messenger RNA, 13643 nt
Organism: Caretta caretta (loggerhead turtle)
Lineage: Eukaryota; Metazoa; Chordata; Testudines; Cheloniidae
Gene: OTUD7A
Product: OTU deubiquitinase 7A
Biological process (GO): protein deubiquitination involved in ubiquitin-dependent protein catabolic process; protein K48-linked deubiquitination; protein K63-linked deubiquitination
Cellular component (GO): nucleus; cytoplasm
Molecular function (GO): DNA binding; zinc ion binding; cysteine-type deubiquitinase activity
Source: RefSeq, a predicted model, not a curated record